AUGAACGCCGUCGACGCGUCGGACCACUACGAGGUCUCCUCGCACGAGGCCACGCCUUCCCUCCUCUCCAUCGUCAUCGACACGAACCCACGUGCCUGGGCCGCCCUCAACGAUGUCCUCCCCCUCUCCAAGGCCAUCGCCAAUAUCCUUGUCUUCGUCAACGCCCACCUCGCCUUCAGCAACGCGAAUCAGGUCGCAAUCUUUGCCUCCCACAGCAACCGCGCUGUAUGGCUCUAUCCUUCUAAGCCCGAGGACGCCGGCGCCAAUGGCGCCCCCUACGCUGAGGACGUGACCAUGACCGACGCCGACUUCUUCGCCCCCACACCGAACCAGUCGUCCGCCAACAAGUUCCCUCAGUUCGCCCAGAUCGAGGCCGCCGUCAUGAGCUCCAUGCGGAAGCUCGUCGACGCCACUACUGAGGCCGACCUGGCAUGCACAACAACCCAGCUGUCGGGCGCCCUCACCCUCGCCCUCGCCCACAUCAACAAGACCUCCCUCUCCCUCAACGAGACGAACAAGGCCCCCGACGUCGCCCGUUCCACCUCCUCCGCCCUCAGCCGCCUCCGCGCCCGAAUCUUCGUCCUCUCCGUCUCCGACUCGGAGCCCGUCCAGUACAUCUCCACCAUGAACGCCGUCUUCGCCGCCGCCCACUCCCAGAUCCCCAUCGACACCCUGGCCCUCUCGGGCGACGCAACCUUCCUCCAGCAGGCGAGCUACAUCACCGACGGCACCUUCAUGCAAGCCGCCAGCCCCCGCGGCCUCCUGAGCUACCUCAUGUUUGCCUAUUCCGCCGACGCCGAGGCCCGCUCCUCCCUCAUCCCCCCGACCCACCACACCGUCGAUUUCCGCGCCGCCUGCUUCUGCCAUGGCCGCGUCGUCGACACGGGCUUCGUCUGCAGCAUCUGCCUCAGUAUAUUCUGCGACGUUCCCGACGGUUCAGAGUGCCUUACCUGCGGCACCAAGCUCUCCCUCGGCAGCUACGGCGCCAAGCCCGCCGUCAUCCCCCGGAAGAAGAAGAAGAAGAAGAAGACGAUAUUGGCCAACGGCCACAGCAGGGAGGAGACGGGCAGCGCUGCGGGGACGCCGCGUCCGGGAUAA
Molecule: messenger RNA, 1098 nt
Organism: Colletotrichum graminicola M1.001
Lineage: Eukaryota; Fungi; Ascomycota; Sordariomycetes; Glomerellales; Glomerellaceae
Product: transcription factor tfb4
Exons: 1
Coding region: 1-1098 (365 amino acids)
Biological process (GO): regulation of DNA-templated transcription; nucleotide-excision repair
Cellular component (GO): transcription factor TFIIH core complex; transcription factor TFIIH holo complex
Source: RefSeq, a predicted model, not a curated record